AUGGCCACUUCUGGAAAAGUUAUCAGAUGCAGAGCUGCUGUUGCCUGGGCCGUGGGCCAGCCACUCUCUGUUGAGGAGGUGGAGGUUGCACCUCCAAAGGCAGGUGAAGUCCGUAUCAACAUUGUGGCCACAAGCAUCUGUCGCACAGACAACCACGUUUUGGAAGGCUCCUUUCCGAAUGUGGAUUUCCCAGUUAUCCCAGGCCACGAAGGAGCUGGGAUUGUGGAAAGCGUUGGAGAAGGAGUGACCUCUGUGAAACCGGGAGAUAAAGUCAUCCCUCUUUGCAUUCCUCAAUGCGGGGAAUGCAGUUUCUGCCUGAAUCCCGAUUCCAACUACUGCCUGAAGACCCACUUAUCUGAACCACAAAACCUGGUGCCUGACAAGACCAGCCGGUUCACUUGCAAAGGGAAGCAGAUCCACCACUUCCUGUGGGUCAGCACCUUUGCAGAAUACACUGUGAUCCCAGAGUACGCCGUUGCCAAGAUAGAUCCUGCAGCACCUCUGGACAAAGUCUGCCUGCUUGGCUGUGCGUUUUCCACAGGCUACGGGGCUGCCGUCAACACUGCCAAGGUAAAACCAGGCUCCACCUGCGCUGUCUUUGGCGUCGGAGGAGUUGGCCUCUCUGUUGUCAUGGGCUGCAGGACGGCUGGAGCUUCCCGCAUCAUUGCCAUUGAUAUCAACAAGGACAAGUUGGCCAAGGCCAAGGAGCUGGGAGCCACCGACUGCAUAAGUCCUCACAACUUCAAGAAGCCCAUCCAGGAGGUGCUCAUUGAGAUGACCGGCCACGGUGUGGACUACUCCUUUGAGGUCAUCGGGCAUGCGGAUACCAUGGUCGCUGCCCUGGCCUCCUGCAAUGUGAACACUGGCAUCUGUGUCAUGGUUGGGGAACUGGAUUCUGGGUCAGUGAUUUCCCUCAACCCUAUGCUUCUGCUGUCUGGUCGUACAUGGAAAGGGAGUCUGCUCGGAGGUUGGAAGACGAGAGACGGUAUCCCCAAACUAGUUUCCAGCUAUUUGGAGAAGAAAUUCAACUCAGACUUGCUGAUCACACACACACUGCCGAUCGCUAAAGUGAACGAGGGAUUUGAGUUGUUACGUGCAGGAAAAAGCAUUCGCAGCGUCCUGCUCUUCUGA
Tauraco erythrolophus (red-crested turaco) is the source of this 1131-nucleotide messenger RNA. The record is from RefSeq and is a predicted model, not a curated record. NCBI's taxonomy places the organism in Eukaryota, Metazoa, Chordata, Aves, Musophagiformes, Musophagidae.